GGGGUUAGUUAUUCAGUGGAGUCAUUAUCUAGAUUUUUUCACCAGAAUGAAGUCAACUUUUUCUAAACUGAUAAUUUUUGCCAGCCUUCAGCUUUGCGCUCAAGCCGGUGGCAAUGUGGCUACACCGCCCUCAUGCGUGGAAGAAUGUCCUCCUGGAUUCGAGCAAGUAGCAGGACUUCCCCACUGCUACAAACUGAUGUUGGCUCUGGGACCCGUGAGCCAUGACAAGGCAGUCGUGGCCUGUGGCUUUGAAGGAGGAGCCACACUCGCCACUUUCGACACAGUCGGAGACCAGCAAACCCUUCGCAACCAUAUGUGGUCCCACUACGGAGCUGCCAUCGCUAAAGAUCCAGCUCAUCUAGCUGAGUUGGGUUUCUGGACUGGGUAUGCCAGACAGUAUGGCGACUCUAGCAACUCUUUCGUCAACAUAUACUCUGGACAAACGCUGGACUCUGAGUUCUUUGCCAAUGGGCAACCGGACAACCUUCUGUUGGGAGUGUGGGGCGAGGAGGCGUGUGUGGUGAGGAAGAAGUUCAGCAAGAGUGUGGUCAAAUGGGCAAACUCAGACACUGGCUUGGAUGACUACAACUGUGCUUUCCCCCACUGGGCCAUAUGCAUGCAUCGUGACGUGUUUGCCCUUAACAUGCAAGCAUACAAUAGUGUGCUGAUGGCGGGUACUGGAGUGAAUCUUCCGGUAGGAGGGAGUUGCAGAGUGGACUGGGUCGACCAGAAUGUGUAUAUUCUGGACAUGAUCAGUGCCAAGAGAGAGGCGAACGGAUACGCUGAUCAGGCACAACAGUUUGCGGGAAUUGUGAACGAGAUUCGAUCUCCGACCUGCCCGACUUUAUAAUUCAAUCAAUUCCCGACUUGACUUGGAAACAACAACGACACCCGACGAAAAAGGAACCACCACAAAAUAUAGUAACGAAUUGAGAAUCCCAAAAAGGAAGAAAAUCAUAAAAUCCCAAAAAUACCAUAAAUCAACAUUUCAUCUACAGACUGAACGAAAGCUUUCGGUGAUGGUUCAUGAAAUUCGGCUGGGGGCUUGUUAUGAAAGAACUGAUGUUGAAACAAAACUAACAGGGGAUUUUGAAUUAAAUUCUUGAAAUAUAA
Symsagittifera roscoffensis is the source of this 1113-nucleotide messenger RNA. RefSeq lists its product as uncharacterized. The transcript has 8 exons. Lineage: Eukaryota; Metazoa; Xenacoelomorpha; Acoela; Convolutidae. The record is from RefSeq and is a predicted model, not a curated record. The coding region runs from base 47 to 850 and encodes 267 amino acids.